This is a messenger RNA of Ceratosolen solmsi marchali, 1011 nucleotides long. RefSeq names its product tetratricopeptide repeat domain 19 (gene Ttc19). NCBI's taxonomy places the organism in Eukaryota, Metazoa, Arthropoda, Insecta, Hymenoptera, Agaonidae. The record is from RefSeq and is a predicted model, not a curated record. Gene Ontology annotation, molecular function: protein binding. The annotation marks the transcript as partial. The transcript is spliced from 4 exons. Gene Ontology annotation, cellular component: mitochondrial inner membrane. Gene Ontology annotation, biological process: mitochondrial respiratory chain complex III assembly.
AUUAAAAUUAAUAAUAAUAAGCAAUGGUUACAUAAGAAUAUUAAAAAAUACUUUAUUGUUACUGAACAUCAAAAUGAUCGACUGUCAACAAAAAUAAAUAUCUUUAAAGAUUGUGGGUAUUCGUAUUAUUAUUAUAAAUAUUAUGAUAUUCCAAUAUUACUUGGAAUAAGCUUUCCUUUAUUUGGAUUUGCAAAGAAGAAAGAAGAAGAAUCGGAACUUAUAACAACAAUUAAGAAAUCCGUAUAUCUGAUUCAGAAGAAAGAAUUUAAAAAAGCUGAACAAAUGCUGCAUAUAGCAUUACGUAUAGCUCAAACUGAGCAAAAUCAAGAUGGAAUAACAUAUAUUUAUGAUUUAAUGGCUAAUUUAGCUUUUGAAACCGAAGAUUACGAUAAAGCUCAAAAGUUAUUUAAGGCCGUAAUGCAAAGGAUAAUUAUGAAUGGAGCACCGGAAGAUGACUUAAGAAUUGUUACUAUGAGUCUAAAAUUGGCAAAAAUAUUGGAACAUAGGGGGGAUUAUUUAAAUGCAGAAAAUGGUUACCAAUAUUGUCUAAAAAUUUUGCAAAAAUUAAUUGAUGAGGAAAAACAGGAUGAUAAUGUUGUAGCACUUUGGGAAGUUAAUGUGGAUUGGUAUGCACAUAUGUUAUUAGCAGCUUCAAGAUACAGUGAAGCAAUGAAAUACAUGGAAAAAGCUUACGUCGCAUGCGUAAAACAUAAUGGAGAAACACACGAGCAAUCUGUUGUUCUUCUUAAUGAUUUAGGAUUGAUAAGUUUCAUGAAAGGGAAUUUAGACGAUGCUCUUCAUUAUCUUAAUAAAGCUGUGGAAAUUGGAGAAAAAUUACCAAAUAUGGAUAAUGUAUCUUCGAUACAUGUUAAUUUAGGCAAUGUUUAUAUGAAAAAGGGCUUGAUUAACGAAGCAAAACAUUCGUGUUUAAAAGGUUGGAAAUUAUCAAAAAAAAUAAAUAAUAAAGAAUUGUUAGAAGAAGCAAAUUUAUGUUUAAAGGAAGUAAAUAAA